Molecule: messenger RNA, 693 nt
Organism: Pichia kudriavzevii
Lineage: Eukaryota; Fungi; Ascomycota; Pichiomycetes; Pichiales; Pichiaceae
Exons: 2
Coding region: 1-693 (230 amino acids)
Molecular function (GO): protein-lysine N-methyltransferase activity
Source: RefSeq, a predicted model, not a curated record
AUGCCUACUUUGUCCGUUGCUACUUUAGCUGCGUUGCAAUCAUUCAAGCAAGAAGAGCAAGAAAGAAUUGAGAAGUUUCAAAAGUUACAUAAGAGUGCUGAAGAAGCAUUUGAAAGUCGUAACAAUUUAACAAUUGAUGAUUUUAAAGAAGACUGGCAACUAUCACAAUUUUGGUAUGCCGAUUCCACAGCCGAUACAUUACUGGAUGCAUUACUCGAGGGCGCAACAGAAGACACAGUCGUAUGUAUCAUGAGUGCACCAUCGGUAUAUGCAAUUAUCAAUAAGCGUGAUCGUUCAACCUUGCCAACAAAGCACAUCUAUCUUUGUGAAUAUGAUAAAAGAUUUGAGCUACUUUCAGGCAAGGAUCAUUUCGGAUUUUAUGACUAUAACGAACCAGAAAAUAUUCGAGAUGAUUUGAAAGGUAAUGUGGACAGAUUAUUAAUUGACCCGCCAUUUCUUGAGGAAGAAUGCCAAUUCAAGUCUUCACAGACUGCCAAAUUACUUUUGAAAAGUGCAGCUUCUAAGUUAAUCACAUGCACAGGUGAACGGAUGAAAGAUAUUGUUUUGAAAAAUUAUGAAAAAGAAGGUGUUCAAGUCACCAACUUCUUUCCUGAACAUAAAAAUGGUCUUUCCAAUGAAUUUAGAUGUUAUUCUAACUUUGAUUGUAAGCUAUGGGAUAGGGUAAAAGACUGA